UUUGCAUGCGCGCAUCCGUUCUGACGUGAGGGCGGGAGUGGCAGGCGGCCCGUGGGCGGUUCGGGCCGCGCUACUUGUGCCGGCCGCGGGGUGCGGUGCGGCGCUGCCGCGAUCGCCUGCCAUGGAGGAGCAAAAAGAGACUCUGCAAAGGAUCAUCUCUACUCUCGCAAACAAGAAUGAUGAAAUUCACAACUUCAUUGGCAUGCUGAACCAAACAAUACAAAAUGUUCAGAUAAAUUCUUCUAAUGUGAUUAGUGAAUUGGAUGAUGAAUUUGAUGCUCUGUAUUCUGUAUUGGAUGAGAUGAAGGGGAGUAUGGCUAGCACUAUUCAGCAGGAACAGGCUCGUAAAAUUCAAGCUCUUCAGAAUCAGCUUAGCCAGUGUAGUAGUGCCCUGGAGAGUUCUGAAGAGCUGCUGGAACUUGCUGCGCAGUCGCUGGACAUAAAGGACCCUGUGAAAUUCUCAGAGGCUGCCAGACAGAUCAAAGAUAGAGUCACAAUGGCUUCAGCAUUUCGCAUCUCUCUGAAACCAGAGGUCAGUGACAGUAUGACUCACUUGAUGGUGGACUUCACCCGCGAAAGGCAUGCACUCCAGGCUGUUAAGUUUUUGCCAGUUCCUAAAGCUCCAGUGAUUGAUUUGGCAGCAUGUCUAGUCAUUGAUAACUGUAUAACAGUAUCAUGGAGAAUGCCUGAAGAAGACAACAAAGUUAAUCACUUUGUACUGGAAUAUAGGAAAACCAACUUUGAUGGGCUUGCUCGUGUAAAAGAUGAACAGUCUUGGGAACUGAUAGACUAUAUUAAAGCUACUGAAUAUGUAUUAUCAGGUCUAAAAUUUGAUACAAAAUAUAUCAACGUUAGAGUACGAGCUUGCAACAAAGCUGUAGCAGGGGAAUACUCAGAUCCUGUGACUCUGGAAACAAAAGCAUUUGUGUUUGAUUUGGACAAUACUUCAUCUCAUGUGAACUUAAAAGUUGAAGAUUCCUAUGUUGAAUGGGAACCUACUGGAGGUAAAGGCCAAGAAAAAGUAAAAGGGAAAGAAAAUAAAAGCAGUGGCCAGAAUACUGUGCUGAAGAGCAGUAAAAGAAGUGGUGCAUCUCCAAAGAAGACAUCUAUUGGUGGAAAGGCCAUGGUGAAGGGCAGCAGAGAUCGUUUUGCUGGUGAAUCGUACACCGUGUUAGGAAACAAUGCUAUUGAAAGUGGGCAGCACUACUGGGAAGUGAGAGCACAGAAGGACUGCAAAUCCUACAGUGUGGGUGUGGCAUAUAAAACUCUGGGGAAGUACGAUCAGCUGGGAAAGACUAACGUAAGCUGGUGCGUCCAUGUCAACAACUGGAUGCAAAACACAUUUGCAGCAAAACACAAUAAUAAGACCAAGACACUGGAUAUACCUGCUCCAGACAGAUUAGGAGUAUACUGCAACUUUGAUGGAGGUCAGCUCACGUUUUACAAUGCAAUCUCAAAGGUGCCACUACAUACCUUCAGAAUGAAAUUUACACAGCCGUUGUUACCAGCCUUCAUGAUCUGGUGUGGUGGUCUUGCAGUAAGUACUGGUUUGCAGGUGCCAAGUGUUUUCACUGCACUCCAGAAAAACGAAAAUGGAUUAAGCAGAUCAACUAGUAAUCUAAAUAAUAUUGCUCAGUAAUGUCUGUUGAACACUUGUAUUGUUGAAUGUUUUUUUCAGUGUGGCUGCUAUGCGAUGAAACUUGAAAAUUGCUUUGAAAAAUGGGUGGGAAAAUCAAGAGCUCUAGCUAUGUACUUUUCUAUUACUGUACUUAAGCAUUUUGUUAUGGACUUGAAUAUUAAUUUUGUUACAAAUAUUUUUCUAUGAAGAAUAUAACAAAUAGUGUUUUGUUGUUUUUUUUAGCUCUCCUAGCAAGAAUUAUUUGACUACAGAUUGAUACUACUGGUCUUCCCAUACAAACAUGAGAUAACAAGCAGGCAUCUCAAAAGAAUAUCUAUUCAUGUAAGAGAUUAUGGGGUAGAUAUGAAGAAAUAGAGCAAUCUGUGCUUUUUUUCUGAUUUAAAAAAAAAAUCAAAAACUAAUACCUAAUUUACUUCUGGAUUGGUAGUCAUAUAUUUUCUCCUACAAAUCCCAUAAAAUAUCUUUUUAAUCUCACUUCUUACCUGCAAGUUUAGUAGUAGUGAAAUGAUUUAUUAGUGGGAGAGCUUAAAAAAAAAAAAACAAAAAAAACCCAAACAAACCAAAAAACAGCAGCAACAAAAAAAGCAUGUUAUAUUCUUUGUGGAAAGAGUUAACAUUUCAGUGAGAAUUAUUUGUAUAUCAUUGACUUUAAAAAAAAAAAAAAUCUGCUUGCUUCCCUCUAAUCAAGUCCAAGAGCUUAGAAAUAAUUUUUUCAGCUACAUAUUAGAACUGCUUUGAAAGUAAUGCCUCCUAGUUUAUUAUGUUGGCUCACGGUGUCAGAGGAGGUGGUAUGGUGGUAGAAGUUAAGCCUGGGAAGGAAUAACCACAUGCAUCAGUAUAGAUUUGGGACUGGCCUGCUAGAAAGGAGAAAGAAGCUCUGCAGAGAACGCUCCAGGUGUCGUGGUGGACAACAGGUUGGCCAUGAAAUAGCGGUGUGCUUUUGUGGCCAAGAAGGCCGCAAUAAAAAGAAUGUGGUCAUCAAGUCAAGAGAGGUUCCAGCACUGGAACAAGCUGCCCAGAGAGGUUGUGGAGUCUCCCCUGGAGAUUUUCAAAACCUACCUGGAUGCUUUCCUGUGCAACCUGCUGUAGUGAACCUGCCUUUUCAGCAAGUUGGAAUCAAUGGUCUGCAGAAGGUCCCUUCCAACCCCUGUGGUUCUGUGAUUGUGACAUAAUCCUUAAAUCAACAGCAUCUGAAGCUAUCACACAGACAGUUGUUACUAUCCAAAUCUCAAGUAUUUCUUCCUUAUUUCUUUAGUUUUUGUUUUUUUUUUUUUUUUAGUUGCAGUGAACAUCUGAGUAGAGCUCAACUGCAAAGAUGUCAUUGUCAUGUGAGAUUUGCAUGCCUGGGCCCUGAUGGUGUUUAGAGAGAUGGAUUAUGAUGUUUGCUUCUUAUUUUGGGACUUAUUCUUUAGGCUGUGGUUAAUAGACUCCUAAAUAGCCAAGUGCCUGUUCCUACUACCUGGUCAUCUGCUUGGUUUUGGAUGUCCAGCUACAGUUUCUGUUUAAAUUUACCCUACUAUAAACAUUAAUUUUUCUUUCUGGAGCAGAAAGUGUGUAAUGAGAAGCAACCAUGAGUAAUCUAACUCUGUAAUGAGAGUGUAAUAAGAGAGGUCACAAGGUGUUCCCCAGGGCUCAGUACUGGGACUGCUUCUAUUUAACGUCUUUAUUAAUGAUCUUGAUAAAGGGAUUGAGUGCACCCUCAGUAAGUUUGUACACGACACCAAGCUGGGAGGGAGUGUUGAUCUAUUUGAGGGGAGAAAGGCUCUACAGGGGGACCUGGAUAGACUGGAUUGAUGGGCUGAGUUUAACUGUAUGAGUUUCAAUGGGGCCAAGUGUCAGGUCCUGCAUUUUGGUCACAGCAACCCCAGGCAACCCUACAGGCUUCAGGAGGAGUGGCUGGAAAGAGGCCUGAUGGAAAGGGACCUUGGUGUACUGAUGGACAGUCGGUUGAGUAUGAGCCAGCACUGUGCCCAGGUGGCCAAGAAGGCCAAUGGCAUCCUGGGUUAUAUUAGGAUGGUGUGGUGAGCAGGACUAGGGAUGUCAUCCUGCGCCUGUAUUCAUCAUUGGUGAGGCCUCACCUCGAGUACUGUGUUGAGUUUUGGGCAUCUCAGUACAGAAAGGACAUUGAGGUGCUGGAGCAGGUCCAAAGUUGUUGUCGUAUGAAAAAUGGCAGCAGGCAGGCAGCCUGACAGAAUGGUGUCUGACUUGGAAGUGGGAGUGAAGCAAAGGUGUGUCAUUGAAUUCCUCCAUGUGGAAAUAGUGGCACCCACUGACAUUCAUCGACACUUGCUGAAUGUGUAUGGAGAUCAAACAGUGGAUGUGAGUAAAGAUGAAGCAAUGAGUGGUGUGUUUCAAUAGUGGCCAUAGAGGGUCACUUCUGCUGGAGCAGAUUUUUACAGGCCUGCAUGCUGCACUCUUGCUCCCAGCUAGAAAAAAAAUGCAUAGCUAAUGGUGGUGAUUGUAUUGAAAAAGUGUUUUGUAGCUGAGAACGAGCUCUAUCAAAUAGUAUUAUCUUUGUAUCUAUUGUAGUUUCCAUGGAAAUAAGAGGCGUUGCUUUCAGAGCAACCUAUGUAAUUUUUUUCUUUAAUGCUUAGUUUGAAGGCAGCAUGAAGUGUUUCAUACUGUGAUUCUUUUGACUUGCAAGUUUUAGUCUAACCAAUGUCCUAAAUUAACUUAACAUGUGACUUUGUACUCUUGAAAGAUAAAUUUGUUACAAUAGUUUGCACAGAUUUCAGAUCUUUGCUGCUAACAGCUAGUUCCAUUGUUGGUGUUGUGUUUUUGUUUUGUUUUGUUUUUUUCCAGUAAAUGGGGAUAUGAAGAAUUGCCUUAAGCACUUUAGAUUUUUUUAGACUUUUUUUUUGAGCUAGUGUCUGUUUUGACUUGAGUACCAAUAUAUUAGUGAUACAGUUGAUACACUGUUUGUACAAAGUAUAUUAAUGAUAUUUGUUAAGAACUUGCUC
Molecule: messenger RNA, 4599 nt
Organism: Lagopus muta (rock ptarmigan)
Lineage: Eukaryota; Metazoa; Chordata; Aves; Galliformes; Phasianidae
Gene: FSD1L
Product: fibronectin type III and SPRY domain containing 1 like
Exons: 14
Coding region: 122-1639 (505 amino acids)
Molecular function (GO): protein binding
Source: RefSeq, a predicted model, not a curated record